AUGGCGGUGGAUGAUGUAUUGGCAGACCUGACGCCGGAGUCGCUCGCGGUGGUGGAGAAAAUCGGCGCGGAGGUCGUCGCGCGUCGGCUCGAAUUGCACGACGACUUCGCCGAUUUUGAUCGCCUGCGUUCGCGCGGGAUCACGCCGGAGCAGUUCACGCGCGUUCUCACCCUCCACCGCAUCGCCCUCACCCCGGAGGAGCGGGAGGCGUUGAUUCGGCAAUUCGGAUGGGCGGCGCCGACGAGUGGGCGGGUGGGGGCUGCCGCCGGGCGCCCCCCCUCGCGCGAUUCCUCGCCGCUUCCCCCCUCCGCCUCUUCGUCCGCGGGCGUGCCGGUUUACGUGAAUUACGAGGCCUUUCUCCGCUCGUUAAAAGGAUGCCUCGCGAGGGCGAAAUCCGCGGCGGGGAUCCCGCGCGGCGCGCCGUGGACGGGCGAAACGGACCCCCCCGCCCCCCUCCCCUUUCCGGAGGCCACCGAGGAGGCCGCGCAGCUGAACGCGGUGCUGCAUCGCCUGCGGGAGGUCGCGCGAUCGCGUGGGUUGCAUCUCGUGAAGGCCUUCACCGGGAUGGAUCCGCUUCGUAGUGGAAAAGUGACGACCUCGCAAUUCACUCGGUGUGUGGAGAACGUCUUCCCGCAACACCUCGGGCUCCUCCUCGCACCCUUUUCCACCGCCUCGAAAAGAGGAGGGAAUGCACCCCCCACGGCGGCUGGAAACGAAACGGAAAGAGGGGAUGGAAGCGGAAAGGAUGGGAAGGGGAACGCCGCGAACGGGUGGGAAAUCCCUUCUGGGAAGCCGCGGACGAUGCUCGAUUUGCUGCUUCGCGCCUACGGGGAUGGGAAUGGGAAGGUGCGGUACCUCGCAUGGUGCCGUGCGGUGGAAGGGGGGGGAAGGAAGGGCCGGGGACGACCUCGACGGCCCCGUUGGAGGCUGACCUCGCCGCCCCGUCCGGCGUCCGCAAUCCCCAUCUUUCCGCGGACGAGUUGGUGGGGAUUAUUCGCGCGCAAUUCGCGCUUUAUCGGCUUCGCGGGGAGGAUCACUUCGCCGAUUUCGAUCCCUUCAAAACCGGCGUGGUCACGGCGCCGCAGUUCGAGAGCGCGCUCGGGCGGUUGGACUUUGUGA
Molecule: messenger RNA, 1119 nt
Organism: Phytomonas sp. EM1
Lineage: Eukaryota; Euglenozoa; Kinetoplastea; Trypanosomatida; Trypanosomatidae
Source: the annotation of a GenBank genome assembly